Molecule: messenger RNA, 2060 nt
Organism: Electrophorus electricus (electric eel)
Lineage: Eukaryota; Metazoa; Chordata; Actinopteri; Gymnotiformes; Gymnotidae
Gene: rgs14a
Product: regulator of G protein signaling 14a
Biological process (GO): cell division; regulation of G protein-coupled receptor signaling pathway; signal transduction
Cellular component (GO): plasma membrane; nucleus; cytoplasm
Molecular function (GO): GTPase activator activity
Source: RefSeq, a predicted model, not a curated record
UUUUGCUGAGAGCUCAUCUCUCUUGGUCGCACUGAGCCCUACACCGAUGUCAUGUCAAACAAAAUGAAAACUCUUGCAGUGCCAACCUGUCACCUGACGCAGGCUGUUUCUGAUGGGGAACUGAACAUGUCCAGGUUGUCGAGCACAGGCAGCAGUCCGAGUCUCAGCGGGGGCUCUGCUGGAGGAGGCGGUCCACGUGGCGCUGAUGACCCGGCCAGCAGGGUGGUCAGCUGGGCCGUAUGCUUCGAGCGCCUACUGGAGGACCCGGUGGGAGUCCGGUACUUCACGGCUUUCCUCAAAUCGGAGGUGAGUGCAGAGAACAUUCUCUUCUGGCAAGCCUGUGAGAAGUUCCGGAAGAUUCCACCUGCUAACAUGGAUGAGCUGAAGAAGGAAGCCCACACCAUAUAUGACCUGUAUCUGUCUGACGCGUCCUUCCACUCCGUAAACAUAGAUGACACGGCUCGCGUCAGCGAGCACGAUCUCGAGAAUCCCACGGCAGACAUGUUCAGCAAAGCCCAGCAACAGAUAUUUAAACUGAUGAAGUUCGACAGCUACACACGGUUUGUGCGCUCUCAGCUCUAUCAGAACUGCAUGCUGGCCAGCGUGGAGGGACGCCCACUGCCUGACCACACGCCCCACAACAAGGGCUCCAGAGAGCUCGGUGCUCCCACUGCCAACAGGAAGAGUACAGAUGUGAAAAUGCUGUUGUCAGACAGCAAAGUGAACAAGAAGACAAAGGUUGAGAAGAGAGGAUCAUGGGGAGCAGAUGCGUCAUACGGGCGGGUGAUGGUCUCUCGCCAGGUGUCUCAGAUCUCAGUGAAGUCCAACAGUAGCAUGGAACUGGGCUUGUUGUCUGGCCGACUGGAGAACGACUCUUCCUCGAGUCUGGCAGGCUCGGACCCGGACGUUGCAGGGGUAUCACGGGCAGAGAAGUACUGCUGUGUGUACCUGCCGGACGGCACGGCGAGUCUGGCGCCGGCUCGGUCUGGCCUGCUUCUGCGGGACAUGCUCAGCAGCCUGUGCGAGAAGAGGGGAUUCCCCCUGAAAGAUGUCAUCAUCUACCUCCAUGACAAGGACAAGCCUCUGUCCUUGGACCAGGACAGCUCUGUGCUCCAGGACCAACAGGUCUUAUUGGAAGUGAGGGUGACAUUUAUGUUGCAGGUAAUGUUUACAGGAAAGACAGUUGGAAUCAUAGCAAAGUCCAGUAAGACCUUGGGAGAAGCUCUUUCUUCAGUUUUACAGAAGAACCAACUCCGAUCUCAGGAUGCCCUCAUCACUCUGAGUGGAUCCAAUGAGCCCUUAAGCCUGAACACCAGCGUCUUUAGUCUGGCCAACAAGACUCUCUGUCUGGACAAAAAUGGUGGGGAGAUGAAGGCGGUUCCAGCAAUGGACCGAGGCCGAACCAGCACCAGACCUAAAAAGGCAUAUGACAUGGAUGGCCUGGUGGAGAUGUUGUCCCGUGCUCAGUGCAGCAGGGUGGACGACCAACGCGGGUUACUGACCAAAGAACAGCUGGAGAUGCCCCUGUUCCUGCAGCUUCCUGCGGGGGGCCGUGAGGGGGACCCUGGGGACCUGGAGGUGUCCUCGCCCAAGUGCACAUGCCCUGCUAACGUAGGAGUAGACCAGAAGAUCCUGGGCAUUAAGGGCGAUGAUAAAGACUCAAAUAAAAAGAAGGGCUGUGAAGAUGGCCACGCACGCUCUGAUAAGGAGACCUUACUUUGAGAGAGAGAGAGAGAGGGUGUGUGUGUGUGUGUGUGUGAAAUUACUUUUCUUUUUGUUCUUUGGUCAUUUAUGAUUUUUAUGGCGAAAACUACAUGUGCAGAAGAUUAUCGGAUUUCUAUUGUGUGUGUGUGUGUUUUUUAAUAUUACUCUUGUUAUUUUCAAGAGCUCUUUUAAACAUAUUUAUUUACUUGCUCUGUUUGGUUGUUCACUUCUGAAUUUGUUUGAUUUUGUUGCACUGGAGUUUUGAGCUCUUUAAACCACUGUAUAUAUGAUUGUGUUUUGUUCCUCUGCACUGUUUUUCUUCCUCAGACUUAAUACAGCAACCCACUGAAACAUGA